Messenger RNA from Polistes canadensis, 2690 nucleotides. RefSeq names its product forkhead box protein K1 (gene FoxK). Lineage: Eukaryota; Metazoa; Arthropoda; Insecta; Hymenoptera; Vespidae. The record is from RefSeq and is a predicted model, not a curated record. Bases 280 to 1959 code for a protein of 559 amino acids. The transcript has 5 exons. Gene Ontology annotation, biological process: regulation of transcription by RNA polymerase II. Gene Ontology annotation, molecular function: protein binding; DNA-binding transcription factor activity, RNA polymerase II-specific; RNA polymerase II cis-regulatory region sequence-specific DNA binding.
UCUUUCUAUCUAGUUGAACUUGUUGUCUCUGUCACUUUUACUCUUGUUCGUUCGCUCGCUCGCUCGCUCGCUCGCUCAUUCAUUCGUUCGUUCGUUCGUUCGCUCACUCGCUCACUCACUCACUCACUCCCUCUUUCUCUCUCUCUCUCUCUCUCUCUCUCGCUAAUUCAUUCUCUCUCCGCCUCGUUGGAGAGCUUGCUCGCUCGCUCGCUCGUUCGUUCGUUCGCUCGCUUGGCCGCUCGUUCGUUCGUUCGUUCGUUCGCUCGCUCUCUUGGUACUAUGUCUACGUACUCUCGUACUCAGGAGAGCGACGCGUGGGCCCUCCUGGCACUGAAGUCGGCACCGGCCAGUCCGACGAAAAUGCAGUGGAAUCCAGAAGCUAAGGGUGCACCGAUCGCUAGACUCGAAGGUCGGGAAUUCGAGUACAUGGUUAGGCAGAGACGCAUCACCAUCGGUCGAAACAGCAGCAAGGGUGAGGUCGACGUCAACAUGGGUCACUCCAAUUUUAUCUCCCGCCGACAUCUCGAAAUAUUCUACGAUCAUCCCUUUUUCUUUAUGACCUGCAAUGGCAAGAACGGCGUCUUCGUUGAUGGCGUGUUCCAACGUAAGGACGCAUCUGCCUUUCAAUUGCCAAAAACAUGCACCUUUAGAUUUCCAAGUACAAAUAUAAGACUUGUAUUUCAAUCUUUGGUGGAUGAACAAGAACAAGGUAAUGUACGCGUACCAUCUCCUCCUAAACUGAGAGUACCACUACCGCCUCUACGUAUAAACAUACCUGAUACGGGAUAUAGUAGUCCCUUUCCUUCUCCUACGGGAACCAUAAGUGCUGCUAACUCCUGUCCAGCUAGUCCACGAGCAGGUCAGGGUAGAAGAAAUAUAUCAGCGGAUUUACAAAUGGUAGCGGCAUAUGCAGCAGCAGUUGCAAAUGACCCACAAAAUUCUGGAAUGGAAAGGCAUGAAGGAACUCAAAGUUCUAGUAGGCAAAUCAGUCCUGAACCAGGGAAUGAUCAACGCUACAGAGGUAGUGGUAGUUCGGGUCCAAAUGGUACAACUGCACAUUAUAGUCCGCCAAAAGAUGACACGAAGCCUCCUUACUCGUAUGCCCAACUUAUAGUUCAGGCUAUUGCAUCUGCACCUGACAAACAAUUAACUUUGUCGGGCAUUUAUUCAUAUAUAACAAAACAUUAUCCAUACUAUAGAACAGCUGAUAAGGGCUGGCAGAAUUCUAUUAGACAUAAUCUAUCAUUAAAUCGAUACUUUAUAAAAGUACCGAGGAGUCAAGAGGAACCUGGGAAAGGUUCUUUUUGGAGGAUAGACCCACAGUCAGAAGCUAAGUUAAUAGAACAAGCUUUUAGACGAAGAAGACAACGUGGUGUACCCUGCUUCCGUGCUCCAUUUGGAUUAUCCUCAAGAAGCGCACCUGCAUCUCCGUCACAUGUGGGAAUUAGUGGUUUAAUAACACCAGAAUGCCUGAGUAGGGAAGGUUCCCCAGGACCUGAAACAUAUCCUGAUAAUUCUGUUCCUUCUCCAGCUGGUCAUCUUACGAGUCAAUCUGCACCAGGAUCACCAGGGCAUCCAUAUGCACCGUCUUCCCAGCAAUCCCAUAAAGGGCGAUUGGUGCAGCAAAUCACUGUUGUCACUAAUGGCGUAAGUGGUGACGCAGCGAGGGAAGAUAAAUAUUUGGUGCCUGGAAACAUAGUAGAGGAGCAUUCUUUAUCUCCAGCUGGACAGUAUAGCCCGGCUCCUGUUAUUGUACAAACAACAUAUAAUUACAGUGGAAACUUUAUUGGCCCUGACGCAGGCGUUGGGGUUGGCAAAAGAGCACAUGACGAAUCAGAUAGUUCGCCCGGUUCUCCAGCUCCUCUUGCCAUCGUUGAAAGUCCCGAGCCUCUCGAGCAUCAGCAAAUACAGCAACAGCAGUCAAAACGUCAACGUGUGCACGACGUUGAUGAUCAUUGAACUUAUUAUUCUAGAAUCCCACUUCGUAGAACAUUAUUACAUUACAUUAUUUGCCUAUUACCAGACACACAGCCAAGUUCUCUUUUCCUUUUAACGCAUAACUGCUUUGAACGGCACACGGCGGAGUAAAUAUUCGGUUAUAUAUCUAUAAAAGAAAAAAGAAAUAUGUUUUAAGAAAAGUACAAUCGUACUGCGUUAAUUAAAAUGAUAAAACUUAUUUAGUUUGGACCACAUCGAGCGAGGAUUAAAAAAAUAUUCCUCUUACGAAGAAAGCAUCAAUCAAUCAAUCAAUUUAUUGGGAAAGUGCAACUUCUGUUAUUUUUUCAAAAAAGUUAAGUAUAUAUAUAUCCACUAUAUAUAUAUACGAAAGAAAAUAACAAAAAAAAGAAAAGAUUUAUUUGUAUGGAAAAAAAAAACAUAAGUUAAUAAGAAAAGAAAUUCAUGCAACUAACGAUACAGACGCAAAAGUCUCCCAUAAUUUUUCAUAUUUUGUAGUAUACCGAUUAAUAUGCAUAAAAGUAUAUACAUAGUAUUGUAUUUUUCACUUGACAACUUAUUAAUUAAAAGCACGAAUGAGAGAGUCAGGGAUAAAUAUCACAAAUUAAACUUGAAAUUGAAAGCGCGAGAAAAAAAGCCUUUUUAGUAACGUCAUUAGAGCGUGGAUGGACGAUUUGUUCGGGAAUCAAGGAGUACAUCGAUUGUUCCGUUGACAACCAAAUGAAAAAAAAAAA